This is a messenger RNA of Pomacea canaliculata, 1262 nucleotides long. Its product is annotated as HRAS-like suppressor 2. Gene Ontology annotation, biological process: N-acylphosphatidylethanolamine metabolic process. The transcript is spliced from 4 exons. NCBI's taxonomy places the organism in Eukaryota, Metazoa, Mollusca, Gastropoda, Architaenioglossa, Ampullariidae. Gene Ontology annotation, molecular function: glycerophospholipid phospholipase A1 activity; A2-type glycerophospholipase activity. Bases 173 to 739 code for a protein of 188 amino acids. The record is from RefSeq and is a predicted model, not a curated record. Gene Ontology annotation, cellular component: cytoplasm.
CUCCACAGACAAUGAUUGUGGGUGACCUCCCUUGUAUCGGGGUACGCAUAACGCAUAACGCACGUCGUGAACUGUCCUGCGAUUGUUCUGUAGCAUAUAAAUAAACUAAUUUUAGAAUUGAGAGAGAUAACGAAAUCUGACAGCAAAUUCUACAAAGAGGAUUUGAGAAACCAUGGGAGAAACAGCUAUAGAGGAUGUUUAUAACCACAAUCUGCAGCAGCUAUCAGAGUUACAGGCUGGAGAUAUGAUUGAGUUUAAACGUGGUAUCUACUCACACUGGGCAAUAUAUAUUGGAGAUGGAGAUGUGGUACACCUGGCUGGUGAAGAAGAUGAUGGAAUAGAUGGCAAAGCUGACUCAACUCAUCUGUUUACUAUUUGUGGACGUCAGUUCAAUAAGGCUGUGGUACGAGUUGAUAAAUUUUUGGAGGUUGCAGGAAACAGCAAAGCUGUACGAAAUAAUAAAAAGGAUAAAAGAUUUAGUCCAUGUCCUCCCGAAGAGAUUGUUACCAAUGCCUUGGCAAAAUUGGGAAAAGUGGGCUACAAUGUGCUGUACAAUAACUGUGAACACUUUGCCUCUUUGUGUCGAUAUGGCAUUGGCAAGAGCUCUCAGGCAGAUUCAUUUCUGACUGGUCUCUCAGUCUUAACUGCCAUAGCAACUACUGUUUGCAUCUUGUUUGGACUAACAAAAACGUCCAAGGAGAAAAAAAAACAAGAGGACACACAAGGAUCCAAUAUAUAGACAGUUUACGCAUGAAAGAGAGAAUUUAUGUGUGUGUGUGAGAGAGAGAUGCAAAUGGGUUAUUCAAUUAGAUGUUGUGAAUAUCUUGUACAGAUCUAAUUUAAAAAGACAUUCCAUCUGAAUGGGUCUUUGACCUAUACAGCUUUUGUAUUAUAAAGUAUAGAACUACAGUGUGCUUCAACUAAAAUCAUAAUAUAUUCUGGAAGUGUCCAUUCACAUGUUUUGCGAAAGAAUAACUGCUAAUUAUUUAAUUUUUUAUGCUUUUAUUUUGGUCAUAUCAAAGAAAUGAAGUCUUUGGUUUAUUUGCUGAUAUAAAAGCUAAAGCCACUUAGCACUUUUGUGCAUUUGCUUAAUUCUGUGUUUGCGAGUAUUGCACCAAGUGUAUGUAUGACAAACUGGUGAAGCACAGAAGUUUAGGUAUAUUGAGCAAAGAAUACUAAAUGAGAUCCAGUUCUGUCGUUCACCUUUUCUAUGAAAUGCCUUCAAUGUCUGAAAAAAAGAAAAGAGAAAUACAAACUGACUA